Onychostoma macrolepis is the source of this 2838-nucleotide messenger RNA. RefSeq names its product zinc finger protein 850-like. NCBI's taxonomy places the organism in Eukaryota, Metazoa, Chordata, Actinopteri, Cypriniformes, Cyprinidae. The record is from RefSeq and is a predicted model, not a curated record.
AUGUGCUUCAUUCAACAAGCAAGCCUCAAGCUGCACAUGAGAAUUCACACUGGAGAGAAACUGUUCACCUGCUCACAGUGUGGAAAGAGUUUCUUAAUGAAACAAAACCUCGAAAGGCACAUGAGAAUUCACACUGGAGAGAAGCCGUUCACCUGCUCUCAGUGUGGGAAGAGUUUCACGCAACCAGAACACAUUAAAAGUCACAUGAGAAUUCACACUGGAGAGAAGCUUACCUGCUCCCAUUGUGGAAAGAGUUUCACAGUAAAACAAAGCCUUGAGAGUCACAUGAGAAUUCACACGGAGAAACCGUUCACCUGCUCUCAGUGUGGGAAGAGUUUCACAGUGAAACAUAGCCUUAAGAAUCAUAUGAGGAGUCACACUGGAGAGAAACCGUUCACCUGCUCUCAGUGUGGGAAGAGUUUCACAGUGAAACAAAGCCUUAAGAAUCAUAUGAGGAGUCACACUGGAGAGAAACCGUUCACCUGCUCUCAGUGUGGGAAGAGUUUCACAGUGAAACAUAGCCUUAAGAAUCAUACGAGGAUUCACACUGGAGAGAAACCUUUCAUCUGUUUUCAUUGUGGAAAGAGUUUCACAAAGAAACAAAGCCUUGAGAGUCACAUGAGAAUUCACACUGGAGAGAAACUGUUCACCUGCUCACAGUGUGGAAAGAGUUUCUUAAUGAAACAAAACCUCGAGAGGCACAUGAGAAUUCACACUGGAGAGAAGCCGUUCACCUGCUCUCAGUGUGAAAAGAGUUUCACGCAACCAGAACACCUUAAAAGUCACAUGAGAAUUCACACUGGAGAGAAACCGUUCACCUGCUCUCAGUGUGGAAAGAGUUUCACGCAACAAGGAAGCCUUGAGAGUCACAUGAGAAUUCACACUGGAGAGAAGCCUUUUACCUGCUCCCAUUGUGGAAAGAGUUUCACAGUAAAACAAAGCCUUGAGAGUCACAUGAGAAUUCACACUGGAGAGAAACCGUUCACCUGCUCUCAGUGUGGGAAGAGUUUCACAGUGAAACAAAGCCUUGAGAGUCACAUGAGAAUUCACACUGGAGAGAAGCCUUUCAUCUGUUUUCAUUGUGGAAAGAGUUUCACAAAGAAACAAAGCCUUGAGAGUCACAUGAGAAUUCACACUGGAGAGAAAACGUUCACCUGCUCUCAGUGUGGGAAGAGUUUCACGCAACCAGAACACCUUAAAAGUCAUAUGAGGAGUCACACUGGAGAGAAACCGUUCACCUGCUCUCAGUGUGGGAAGAGUUUCACAGUGAAACAUAGCCUUAAGAAUCAUACGAGGAUUCACACUGGAGAGAAACCUUUCAUCUGUUUUCAUUGUGGAAAGAGUUUCACAAAGAAACAAAGCCUUGAGAGUCACAUGAGAAUUCACACUGGAGAGAAACUGUUCACCUGCUCACAGUGUGGAAAGAGUUUCUUAAUGAAACAAAACCUCGAGAGGCACAUGAGAAUUCACACUGGAGAGAAGCCGUUCACCUGCUCUCAGUGUGAAAAGAGUUUCACGCAACCAGAACACCUUAAAAGUCACAUGAGAAUUCACACUGGAGAGAAACCGUUCACCUGCUCUCAGUGUGGAAAGAGUUUCACGCAACAAGGAAGCCUUGAGAGUCACAUGAGAAUUCACACUGGAGAGAAGCCUUUUACCUGCUCCCAUUGUGGAAAGAGUUUCACAGUAAAACAAAGCCUUGAGAGUCACAUGAGAAUUCACACUGGAGAGAAACCGUUCACCUGCUCUCAGUGUGGGAAGAGUUUCACAGUGAAACAAAGCCUUGAGAGUCACAUGAGAAUUCACACUGGAGAGAAGCCUUUCAUCUGUUUUCAUUGUGGAAAGAGUUUCACAAAGAAACAAAGCCUUGAGAGUCACAUGAGAAUUCACACUGGAGAGAAAACGUUCACCUGCUCUCAGUGUGGGAAGAGUUUCACGCAACCAGAACACCUUAAAAGUCACAUGAGAAUUCACACUGGAGAGAAAUCGUUCACCUGCUCUCAGUGUGGGAAGAGUUUCACAGUGAAACAUAGCCUUAAGAAUCAUAUGAGGAUUCACACUGGAGAGAAACCUUUCAUCUGUUUUCAUUGUGGAAAGAGUUUCACAAAGAAACAAAGCCUUGAGAGUCACAUGAGAAUUCACACUGGAGAGAAACUGUUCACCUGCUCACAGUGUGGAAAGAGUUUCUUAAUGAAACAAAACCUCGAGAGGCACAUGAGAAUUCACACUGGAGAGAAACCGUUCACCUGCUCUCAGUGUGGAAAGAGUUUCACGCAACAAGGAAGCCUUGAGAGUCACAUGAGAAUUCACACUGGAGAGAAGCCUUUUACCUGCUCUCAGUGUGGGAAGAGUUUCACGCAACCAGAACACCUUAAAAGUCACAUGAGAAUUCACACUGGAGAGAAACCGUUCACCUGCUCUCAGUGUGGAAAGAAUUUCACGCAACAAGGAAGCCUUGAGAGUCACAUGAGAAAUCACAAUGGAGAGAAGCCUUUUACCUGCUCUCAGUGUGGGAAGAGUUUCACAGUGAAACAAAGCCUUGAGAGUCACAUGAGAAUUCACACUGGAGAGAAGCCUUUUACCUGCUGUCAGUGUGGAAAGAGUUUCACGCAACAAGGAAGCCUUGAGAGUCACAUGAGAAUUCACACUGGAGAGAAACCGUUCCCCUGCUCUCAAUGUGGAAAGAGUUUCACAGUGAAACAAAAGCUUGAGAAUCACAAGAGGAUUCACACUGGAGAGAUGCCUUCCAUCUGCUGUCAUCAUGGAAAGAGUUUCACGCAACAAGGAAACCUUGAGAGUCACGUGAAAAUUCACACUGGAGAGAAUAUUUCUCAAUAG